GCAUGUGGUAAUGCUGUAGGAUAGGUCCAAAAAUAACACUGCGUCUCACCCUCUUUACCAUGUUCGGUAGGGGUGGUAAUAUAUAAAGGAAGGGCUUGUUUGGGUUUAUCGUUAGGUAAGAUUGGUCCAUAACAAAUGAGAUGGGGUAUAGAUGCGGUUCAUUUUCUACAACAUAAUCCUUAUUUCCCCAUAAUUGAUGUUUGUUUUUUGCACGUUUUUAGCUAUGAAAAUAGAAACGGGGACGAUGAAAGUGCUACAAACAUGUUCACACCUCCAAUUGUAUUCCUGCUACAUGUUGCAAUGAAAGUUGCGUAAUAUUUGUGUCGACUGUACACUAAAUUUCCUUGACAACAAACACUUCUUUAGGUGUUUUGCAGCAACCAAUAAAUUAGGCCAAUUAACACCGUAAUGACGUCUCACACGGAUUGUCAUCGUGUUUUCCCAAUUAUUUGAUAUUGCACUACAUGUAUCUCAAAGGAACAGGCCAUGUCAUUGACUACAUGUCAGUUCAAGCAUAAAAAUCGUGUCAAUUCUCACGGAUUGUAUACAGUCAUAACAGUGUCAUCAGUGGAGCAUACAUUGGUGUAUUGACCACUAUUGAAGUCAUGGAAUAUCGUCUUAUUGAAAUUCACUGACGAAUGUGGAAACAUUCCUAGUUGUUAGGUUGGACAACCACCGAAGAUCGUAUUUGUUUCCGUAUACGUGACAGUGCGAAAGGACACUUUCUGGUGGAACAGAUUGGGCUUAUCAGUAAACUUACAAGUAACAAGUACAUAAGACGUAACGAUGUUUUAAGUGGCUCUUGGAAAGCGCACUGAGUAAAGGAUGCGUCUAUUUACACGCGCGACAAGAUAGAAUUCGGACGUACAUGUAUUUUCGAAACCAGGAGUGAGAUCUUCAAUCUUUUUAUCACAUGUAUACAGUUCUACAUGAAUACAUGAAUUUCGGAUUUCGUUGAUCCUUCAAAUCUUUCUCGUAGUCUAAAUCUGACACUAGUCGCUUAGAAAUAUUCUAUUGGUGGGAUUUGGAUCAGGCAUCAUGACGAACUCGAAAGAGGAAGCAGCCUCAUCCAACCGGCGUCCUUUUAAUAAGCCAUGGAAAACGACACCAACGGCCACAGACACAUCGACGCUCGAACCUCAACUUGAUCCAGAAAUUAACCCGAUCUACCAGGGAUUAAACCGAACAAAUAAAGAUGUUAAAAAGUCACUUUUCGCUAACUAUCGAGAGGAAUUGACUUUGAAUCGGGUGUUGAAGAUAUACAAUAAUCAAUGCAAGGGUAAGGUGGUUGGAAUACGUUACGGUCAGCGCCACCUAUGGAGGAAUUAUCAAAAGUUACAAAACCGAAAGGAGAUGAUCGUGCGAGCGCGGAGUGCACCGGAACAGCUUGAAGAGGACCAGGAUGAGUCGGAGGAACUGGAACCGGAAAGGCCACUGACAACAACUGUUCAUUUCUUUGGAACUGACAUUAAAACUCGCCCCCUUAGUGGUAAUGUUAGAGACAUUGAAACAAUCGCCAGAGAAAAUAAACCCGUUUAUUCAGGGAAUACGUUCUCAGCAGACGACCGGGACAGAACUCAUGAAGUGACGUCACCAUCGAGCAAAUCGUCAAUAGUUUACCAUGAGGCGAAACGGCCGAAAAGUACGAAGAGGGUCAAGGUGAACUCUCGACCCCAAAGUGCGGCCAUAGCCACAUCUCGACCUCAAAGCGGUGUUUUUAUCACUCAACGACUGAGUACCCCAGAGCGUUUCAAUUCUGCAAUCUCCCGCCCAAGAUCACACCAAUACCGGACUGAACCCUCAGCGUAUGACGUCAUAGCACAACAAAAGGACAUUGAUCCGCACGUGCUCCCGGGCGAUAUUGACAGAAACCGUUUCAUAAACAGCUCAUAUUAUCGAAAAUCAAAAUCUCCACGGUUGAGAGACCAUUUAUCUAAUGAAGUGGCUGUUCUGUUUAGACAAAUGAAAAUUAAAGUAUGAUACCAACAGGUUUCAAAUGGUCGAAAAUACACUUGCAGUAAAAAACCCUUCCAGCUGAAAUCUGAAUACCGCGUACCGGGUAUAUACAAAACAAAUUACCUUUCCCUCUUGUGAAAAAGUACUAGAAACGGUAACACAGCAUGCAGACCACGAGAAAAAAAUCGCGAUGGCAAUUUCAUCAGACAAGUUUUAAGCGGGUUUGAAGUACACAUACUGGUACGUAUUUAUCAGGGCCCUUUUGUCCACAGUCUGAACUGUGAGCAUGCUUUUAAUAUAGAAUCAUCGCCUUUAUGUGUAUUUGUGUAUUUGUUUAAUGAACACUAUGUAUAUAAAAGCUUACUUUUAUUAAUAAAAAUCCAAUAUACG
Messenger RNA from Lineus longissimus, 2346 nucleotides. RefSeq lists its product as uncharacterized. Bases 1039 to 1980 code for a protein of 313 amino acids. The record is from RefSeq and is a predicted model, not a curated record. The transcript has 2 exons. Lineage: Eukaryota; Metazoa; Nemertea; Pilidiophora; Heteronemertea; Lineidae.